CGCGGGGAAAGCAUCAUGAAGGCCGAGUCGGAGCCUCCGCUGGAGGAGGGCCAUGCGCAUCCUCCACGGGCCCUUCCACCUGUGCCAAGUGCUAUUCAAGAUGAUAUUCCACUUAGCCAUCCUAAGAAAAAGAAAUCCAGAACGAAAAGCACACUAGCUUCUGCUUCUUCGGAAGGCCUCGCUGAGCCCGUUGUUGACAGGCACUCUGAGAGCAGUGAGCCGCCAGCUGCAGGGCUCAAGGAGUCCCCAGAGGCUCCUGUCCAGAGGAGGCAGAAGAAGACAAGGCCACCUCCUGAGUUGGAGACUUCCUUCGCUGGGAAGCCAUCCAGUCCAUCUUUACUACGAAAUGAAAAUGGCAUUGAUGUGGGGCCGCCUGCGGAGCCGGUGAUUCCAAAACCACGAAGGAAGGCAAAGAAAACCCAGCCAGCCGAACUACAGUAUGCUAAUGAGCUGGGAGUCGAAGAUGAAGACAUAAUUACGGACGAGCAACGCACUCUGGAUCAGCACUCGAGGUUCACAGCGCCCACUGGAAUUAGCCAGCCUGUCGGCAAAGUGUUUGUGGAGAAAAGCCGGAGAUUUCAGGCGGCAGAUCGUUCGGAGUUGAUAAAGACCACAGAAAACAUAGAUGUGUCGAUGGACGUGAAGCUGUCCUGGACCACCCGGGAUGUGGCCCUUUCGGUGCACCGGGCUUUCAGGAUGAUCGGUCUGUUUUCGCAUGGCUUCUUGGCUGGCUGUGCUGUGUGGAACAUUGUCGUGAUCUACGUUCUCGCCGGAGAUCAGCUGUCUGACCUCUCCAACCUUCUGCAGCAGUACAAGCCCUUGGCAUACCCCUUCCAGAGCCUUCUCUACCUGCUCUUGGCUCUGAGUACUGUUUCAGCAUUUGACAGGACGGACUUUGCUAAAACAUCAGUAGCCAUCCGGAACUUUCUGGCCCUGGAGCCAACAGCUUUAGCCUCCUUCCUGUACUUUGCUGCUCUAAUACUGUCUCUGAGUCAGCAAAUGACAAGUGACAGAAUCCACCUUUACACACCUUCUGUGAAUGGAAGCCUCUGGGCAGCGGAAGUCGAGGAACAGAUUCUUGGGCCAUGGAUCAUCGUGAAUUUGGUGGUGGCUCUUCUGGUUGGGUUGUCCUGGCUCUUUCUGUCUUAUAGGCCAGCCAUGGAUCUUAGUGAAGAGCUAAUGUUCUUCUCUGAUGUGGAAGAGUACCCUGAGAAAGGAGUCCAGCCGACUGCAUAGUGCCCACCCUCCACUGCAGUAAAGACCCGCACAGUGCCCACCUUCCACCACAGUAAAGACCCGCACAGUGCCCACCUUCCACCGCAGUAAAGACCCGCACAGUGCCCACCUUCCACCGCAGUAAAGACCCGCACAGUGCCCACCCUCCACUGUAGUAAAGACCCGCAUUUCCCCACUUUGUUUUUAAGCAUAUUUUUAUAAGAUAUUUAUAUAUGUAUUUAUAAUUGAGCUUUUGUUAUAUAAUGCUGAAAUGCGUCUGAAGAUUAUGAAAAAUGUUUCAAUUGUAUCUGGUCUUUAUACCCAACAUUAAUUUCUAUAGUAUUGUCACCUAAGUGAUACAGGAGAUAAUGGGCUAAAAAAGCAGGCAAAAGUGUUUGUUUCCUGUUCUCUCAAAUUUGAUAUAUGCAUAAUCAUAAUCAUAAUAAAAAGCACCAAUCUAAAAAAGCCAUAACCUCAGUGUUAUAGAAUAGAUAUCACGUUUAAAUGUAAAUUUAGAGAAUAGGGUAGAAGGGAAAUGCCUUCAUUUUGUAUUUUUGAUGUCUCCUUAUUGAACACACUACAGUAUAAAAUUUGUGUUUUCUGAAUCUGGUAAAUGUUUGUGUAUCAUGUAAGAAUUACAUUGUAAUUUAAAUUGAAAGAUGCUUUACUUCAUGGCUAAUAAAACAGACAUAUUUUUUUGAGA
Peromyscus californicus insignis is the source of this 1918-nucleotide messenger RNA. RefSeq names its product transmembrane protein 237 (gene Tmem237). The record is from RefSeq and is a predicted model, not a curated record. Gene Ontology annotation, biological process: cilium assembly. Gene Ontology annotation, cellular component: ciliary transition zone. Bases 16 to 1236 code for a protein of 406 amino acids. NCBI's taxonomy places the organism in Eukaryota, Metazoa, Chordata, Mammalia, Rodentia, Cricetidae. The transcript is spliced from 13 exons.